Meloidogyne enterolobii is the source of this 209-nucleotide messenger RNA. The record is from the annotation of a GenBank genome assembly. Lineage: Eukaryota; Metazoa; Nematoda; Chromadorea; Rhabditida; Meloidogynidae.
CGGCCUCAGAUCUCGGAAUGAGCUCGAGGAGCCUCCUAAAAAUUGUCAGAGUGAAGCUAAGACUUUGGAGUUACAAGAUCAGCCGCUCAUAUUUCCUUAGCAAUCGAAUGAAGCAUAAGAGACUUCAAAAAUGUCGAAGGAUUAAACGCCUGGUCGCAGCUGGUCGCCAUAACAGAGUGAUGACUAUAAAAAUUAAUGCUACAGUCUAA